AAUUCAUAAAAAUACAAUUAUUCUCUUCUUCUUCAUCUUCCUUCUUUAUACACACACAUACACAAACAUUGUGCACCUUCACUGCUACGGUUGCCUCGUCUUCUAACCUUCGAUUAAAUUCACAGACCAGACGAGGAGGAGGAGGACGACGACGACCAAAACUCACAUCCCACCAAAAAGGUUUGGAUAUCUCUCUUUUCACCAAACCCUAUUAAUGAAUUUCUCAAUCAAUUUAAUCAAAAUUCCAGAAAAAUAAAUUCCUUACCCAUUAAAUUAUUAUUUUCUUUUAAUUCUCUUUUACUCUUCCAUUGAAUUAGAUCCGCAAACCAAAUAAUCAUCAAUCAAAUCUACACGCUAUAUAUUGUUUUCGUUGCCCUAAUUCUGAAAAUAUCGCCCCCCUCCAACCUUCAGAUCUAAUCUUGAUCUGUUUUUAGCACUUAAUUAAGCAACCAGAUCUAAUUAAGAAGAUGGAUGAUUUUCCCAGUUUAUUAAAUUUUGGUGUUAGACCACAAGGUAAAGCUGCUCCAAUGGCUGCAUCAAGAAGUACAUCAACAGGAACAACAACUUUAAAUAAUGGGAUCGGAUCAGGAGGUUUUAAUGCUUCUUCUUCGUCGAGAUCAGCAUGGAAUUCAAAUCCUGGUAAUUCUUUUGGUAAUGAUGUUUUCGGGGGUGGUGGUGGUGGUGGGAAUCAUAAGAUGAAUAAGGAUUACGACGAUGUAUUUGGUGGUCCACCUAAGUACACAACACCAGCAGCAGAAAGUUCAUCUACUUCAUUUGAUUAUGAUUCUAUGUUUCCAUCAGGAUCUACUUCUUCUACUGCUCAAGCUAGUAUAAACCCUAAUAAUGCCAGGAAUAAGAAUAAUAAUUAUGGUUCUUCUUCACCGGUUUAUGAUAAACCUGUUUAUGAUGAUGAUAUCUUUGAAGGAAUACCUGGAUUAAAGACUACAUCUUCAUCUACUAAGUAUGAUGAUUUGUUCCCUUCAGUUACUUCCCCUCCUAAUAAUCAGGGAGGAGGUGGUCCUCUUUUUGAUGAUCUUCUUGGGGGUUUGGGUAAAACUGAACCGCAAUUCAAUAAGAAUAAUAGUGGUAAGAGUGAUACUGAGUCUGGAAUUGAUGAUUUGCUUAGCAGUUUUGGGGCCGCCAGUCCACCUAAUGACAGGGGGACUUCAGAGACCAAUCAAGCACGACAACCUACUGUGUCUUCAGCUAAUGCUGACCUCUUUGGGGAUUUCGAGUCAACUGCUACCCCAGUGUAUCCAUCCACAGGGUUAUUCUCCGACCCGUUGGAACAAAAUAGCAAGCCCAGUAACUCUGUUAGUGGAGGAAUAUUUCAUGAUGUGGAUCCCCUUGCUGGCCUGGGAAAGUCAGUGCCCUCCUUUUCUUCUGACAUGAGUGAUAGAAUGAAGGAUCGGAGCCCUCAAAAGACAGGCACUAACAGAGCGAGUUCACCCGAUUUUGUUGGAAAAGAUUUGAAUGAAAAUACUUCCCACAAGAGGGUGCCUGGUGACAGUUAUCGGAAUUCUCAUCCAACGGUAGAUAUGUCACUAAAAUCAGAAGAAAAUUUGGAAGCGGCAGCUAAUGAGAUAUGGCUCACUGUCUCAGAAGUUCCACUUAUCACACAACCUACAAGUGCUCCACCCCCUUCACGACCUCCACCUAGACCAUCACAGUUCUCUAGUGGAACGAGGUCUGCAACCUCAAAGAAGGUCAAUGAGUACUCAUCCCAAAACUUCAGUCAAAAUUGGCAGAGUCCUAAAGGUGGUCCUGAUUCAGCAAAGAGUCCAGUAGUGUCUUCAAUUGAUGAACUUGAAGACUUCGCUAUGGGUAAACCUUCAAACAAUCCUGAUGAACAUGGAGAUGCGCUCUCCAGUGAUGAAGAAUUAGAGAAGAACUCAGCCGCUGCAGCAUCUGCUGCAGCUAUGAAGGAUGCUAUGGAUAGAGCUGAGGCAAAAUUCAAACAUGCUAAAGAAGUAAGGGAGAGAGAAAAUGCAAAGGCUGGUAGAGUCCGAGUUCCUGGCCAGCAAGAAAGAGAUGAUAAAGCUACGCAAGAUGCCCAAGAACGUGAACUCAGAGAGAAACAAGAGAGACUAGAUAAUGAACAUGAACAGAGGGAAAGAGAACAACGACAACUUGAAAAAGAAAGAGAACGAGCAAGGGAAGAUGAGAGGAACAGGGAAAAAGCUAGUGCUAGGCAAGCCGUUGAGAGAGCUACAAGGGAAGCACGUGACAGAGCAGCUGCUGAAGCUCGCCAGAAGGCUGAGCGGGCUGCAGUUCAGAGAGCUCAAGCUGAAGCACGUGAACGUGCUGAGCGGGCUGCAGUUCAGAAAGCUCAAAAUGAAGCACGUGAAAGGGCUGCAGCUCAGGCAGCUGCCAGGGCACAGUCAGAAGCCAAGGAAAAAGCUGCUGCGGUGGCGAGGGCUGAAGCCGACGUACGUCAUAGAGCAGAAAGAUCUUCUGUCGACAGAGCUAAUGCAGAGGCUAGACAGAGGGCAUCUGAUGCUGCAAGAGAGAGUCAGCAAAAGAAUGAAAAUGACCUUGAGUCGUUUUUUGGCAUGGGUAGUAGGCCUAGCAGCGCACCAAAGGCUAGGACUACGACGUCGAACUCUUCGUUCGAUGCACAAUUUCCAAGCAAAGCUGGGCCCGAAGCGCCUCGGUCAAAUCCUGGAACCUCAGGUAACAUAAGAAAGACAACAUCUGCAUCUAAUAUGGCCCAGGACCUUUAUUCAAUGUUUGAAGCUGCUCCGCCAUCGGGAGGCUUUCAAGAAAGAGAAGGUGAAAGUGAUGAAAGACGUAAAGCUAGGAUGGAGCGCCAUCAAAAGACCCAGGAGCGUGUGCUGAAUGCACUCGCGGAAAAGAAUGAGCGAGACCUUCAAAUUCAGAGGGAGCAGGCAGAGAGACAUAGAAUUGCGGAGACGCUGGAUGCGGAGAUAAGGCGCUGGGCUGCAGGAAAAGAAACAAACUUGCGUGCGCUGCUAUCUACAUUGCAAUACGUACUUUGGCCUGAAUGCGGCUGGCAGCCCGUUUCCUUAACUGAUUUGAUUACUGGUGCUUCAGUCAAGAAAGUUUACAGAAAGGCAACCUUGUGCGUCCAUCCUGAUAAGGUGCAACAAAAAGGUGCCAAUCUUCAACAAAAGUAUAUAGCAGAGAAGGUGUUCGACCUCCUUAAGGAAGCCUGGAACAAGUUCAAUUCGGAGGAGCUCUUUUAGAUAUCUUAAAAUUCUUAUACUUCCAAGCUCUACGCAGAUCAUGAAUGUGGGCCUAAACAGUAAUGGGAGGUAUGUGGCUGGUGUUAUCCUCUGCCAGACCGCGUUAAGUUGCAGCUGGAGUGUGGUUGCAUAUCCCGUUCUCUAGAGGCUAUUGUUUUUUAUUAAAGCCAUGAUGCUUGCUGGAAAGGUAAAGAAUUUUCUUUAUCUCAAUAUUUUUGUUUUGUUUUUAAUGUUCUUGUAAAUUGGUGUGGUCCUGGGGGAUAUUUUGGGUUUUAUUAGAGCUCUCUCUCCCCCUCCGUCUUCCUGUUUUUUUGUAUUAAGUAAAUUGAAUUGGUCUGUUGAUGUAAAAUAGCAUUCACCCACUCCCCAGUUGUCUCACUCAUCAUCUAUAGCAAAAUUUCUGUUAGCCAUCCUACUCGAGUUUGAGUAGUUUUGUACGUGUCUAUUCUUUUUCUCCCCUUGGUUAUUAUAAUCUCGUUGCGAGAGGUUUAUUGGUUGAACUAGUGCAAAAAUAUUCUUUUUGUAUAUGAAUACCAAAAACGAACUGGGGAGGGCUCCUUUUGUUCUUAA
Messenger RNA from Papaver somniferum (opium poppy), 3776 nucleotides. Its product is annotated as auxilin-related protein 2-like. The transcript has 9 exons. Gene Ontology annotation, molecular function: clathrin binding. NCBI's taxonomy places the organism in Eukaryota, Viridiplantae, Streptophyta, Magnoliopsida, Ranunculales, Papaveraceae. The record is from RefSeq and is a predicted model, not a curated record. Bases 468 to 3206 code for a protein of 912 amino acids. Gene Ontology annotation, cellular component: vesicle; intracellular membrane-bounded organelle; cytoplasm. Gene Ontology annotation, biological process: clathrin-dependent endocytosis; clathrin coat disassembly.